Molecule: messenger RNA, 2052 nt
Organism: Tuber melanosporum (Perigord truffle)
Lineage: Eukaryota; Fungi; Ascomycota; Pezizomycetes; Pezizales; Tuberaceae
Exons: 5
Coding region: 553-1713 (386 amino acids)
Source: RefSeq, a predicted model, not a curated record
AUAAGCUAAGAGGAUAAGACAUUAUAUCCGAACGGGAUAACCCGGGUUUUUCUUCCAUCUUCUUACUCACCUGGCCUCCUUUCCCCCUCCCCUCUGACUUGCGGGGGAGUUUAAGGCCUUCCAGUGACGAAAUCCCUUCUUUACUCAAGGAUACGAUAGUUUCGCUCAGCCGAAAUUAUCACUAACGGAGAAUACGGCACUGUGCGAGGGUGGAUUGCCAGUGUUAAGAAAUAUACCUGCUUUGUUAGCAGGUGGGGGAUAAAGUACUAUAUCGCUCUCGGAAUUAAGCGGCUCCGGUGUUACCGUUGUCAUUUGGCGCAGGUGCACGGUUGGGUUCGUUGGUGCAGGGCUGUCUGGCGACAACCACGACGGUGACGAAGAGAGCACUUGGGCGAGUGAGGCUGGACUCGCUGGGAGAGUUAGUUUUAAGAAAUGCCUCCACCACAAACUGAAUCAAGCAAGCUUGCCGGGGUUCCUUGGGUUAAUACCAAUACUACAAAUACAGCGGAACCUUCUUGCGCGGUCAAUGCACCAUUGGAGUGUCUGCUUCUAAUGUUUCUGCUAACAAAACAGUGGUUGGGAGCGUGGUUUUCGCUUAGCGGGCUACGAUGGGUAUGGGAUGGUGAUACCACAGGGACAAAGCCGGCAUUAGGCACGGGAAAUAAAGGUCUUGAGAAAGCUACUGGAGGCUUUGUUCCGCAUUUCGUGAUUGAUUAUGCGCCCUACGUCCACCUCUACAGCGAAGAAAUAUUCCUCCCGGGUGACAUUGGCGAGCACCUCGAACACACAAUCCCAUACCUAAACUACACCCCACUCACCUCACUCCACACCCGCCAAUCCCUCACCUCCCUUUCGCAUCUCAACCGCUUCGGUCCGCACGUUUACCUAACCUCCGAUGACGAUCCGGAAACCCAACCAUCUUGGCUCCGAGGCGAUCACAACCGCCCCGUUCCCAUCGGCCACGGAGAAACAGACGUGGGUGCGAGCACGGCGCCGGGGAUAAUCAUCUGGACAGAGAAGGAGAAUAAUGUUACCGACGCUUUCUAUUUUUACUUCUAUAGCUUCAACUUGGGGAAUACGGUCGCCGGUUGGCGAUUCGGAAAUCAUGUUGGUGACUGGGAGCAUACUGCUGUGCGGUUCAUAGAUGGAGUUCCGCAAAGUAUUUUUUACAGUGAACACUCAGGCGGUGUAGCGUACGAGUAUGGUGCUGUCGAGAAGAUCGGUAUCCGCCCUGUAUGCUACUCCGCCGUUGGCUCCCACGCAAACUACGCACGCCCAGGAACACACUACUAUGCUAUCCCGUUCCAUCUCCUUGCAGACCACACAGACAAAGGUCCUCUCUGGGACGUGACUAAAAACUCAUACAUGUACAACUACGACGUUGAUCAUGACAUCCUAAAACCUAGCCGUGAUACACCGGGCGCACCGGUAGACUGGUUCCACUUUGGCGGCAGGUGGGGGGACAUGAUGUACAGACCCGGCGAUAGGAGGCAGUGGGUAAUCGCAGGGCAGUAUCAUUACGUACAUGGACCUACGGGUCCAAAAUUUAAAAACCUGGCUAGGAAGGAGAUUUGUCAGAAUGAGGGAGUUUGUGUCGUGAGGUCAAGUUUGACAGAGGAGGCUGAAAUCCCCUUCGUAACCCUCGAGGGGUGGGAUGGGGAGGAUGUGGAUGAGUGGGCCGGCUUGCCGGAUGAGAAGGAGAAAAGGAAUUGAAGCUGGGUAGAACGAGUUAUUAAUUGGCGAGGUUGCAGAUUGGGUUGGGAAUUGCAUGCUUGGUGUAUGGUGUAGGGUGUUUGUCUGCUUUGUUUUGACUACGUCUUUAUUUGAUGACUAGGUAAGCUUACCCCCGUACUUACUUGUUCUCUAGUCGUCUCUCCCUGUACUGUGGAUUCUCCUCUUCUAUUUUGGAACACCGGGCUUGUACUGUAUUAUAUUCUGCGAUGGAUCGGGACCCGGGAAUGUUGGGUCGAGUUGGGUUUGGCUUGGGUCUGGAACUAGGCGGAUUCGGUAGAAGGUAGAAAUUGAAAUUGAGAAAGAUUUGGUGCAACCUAA